ACAUUAGUUCCUCGUCAAAAUCCCACAUCUAUUCUAUCCAUCCUAUCUUUCUCUCCUUUAUAUUUUCCUCUUUUCCCACUCUCAUAAAAAAAUGGAUAAAAGAACAUGCAAUUCUCAAGAUGUUGAAGUUAGGAAAGGUCCUUGGACUAUGGAAGAAGAUUUGAUUCUCAUCAAUUACAUAGCUAAUCAUGGUGAAGGUGUUUGGAAUUCCCUUGCUCGAUCUGCUGGUCUCAAGCGUACCGGAAAAAGUUGUAGACUCCGGUGGCUAAACUAUCUCCGGCCGGAUGUUCGGAGGGGAAAUAUUACACCUGAAGAACAGCUCUUGAUUAUGGAACUGCAUGCCAAGUGGGGAAACAGGUGGUCAAAAAUUGCAAAGCAUUUGCCAGGAAGAACAGAUAACGAGAUAAAGAACUACUGGAGGACAAGGAUCCAAAAACACAUUAAGCAAGCAGAUCAAAGCAUGAAUAUAAGAGCAUCAUCAAAUUCUGAGCACAACCAUCAUCAACAAGCAAGUACAAGCCAAGCUUCUACUGGAAAUAAUACCAUUGAAACCUACUCUCCAUCAUCUUACAAUGGAAAUAAUAUGGGUACUACUAAUUUUCAGGCCAAUUUUCCAGCUGAAACAAAUGAAAAUAUUUGGAGCAUGGAGGACCUUUGGUCCAUGCAAUUGCUUAAUGAUGCAACCAACUAAUUAAUAAUCAUCAAUAUAAUUAAGCUAUAGGUAGCUACAGUGUAAAGCAAAUUAACAAUUCUGCAUUAUAUUAUAUUAAUUCCCAUGUCGAUGCUUCUUCGUGAGUCACUGUGUAAUACAACUAUAAAACUUAUGAGUUUACGAUUUAUGCAUUAAUGGUAUUGUAAAAAUAUGCACAAUCAAGUUACUUAGUAUAAAGUAAUUACAGGUGAA
Molecule: messenger RNA, 904 nt
Organism: Nicotiana attenuata
Lineage: Eukaryota; Viridiplantae; Streptophyta; Magnoliopsida; Solanales; Solanaceae
Product: myb-related protein 305-like
Exons: 3
Coding region: 92-691 (199 amino acids)
Biological process (GO): regulation of DNA-templated transcription
Cellular component (GO): nucleus
Molecular function (GO): DNA-binding transcription factor activity; sequence-specific DNA binding
Source: RefSeq, a predicted model, not a curated record